This is a messenger RNA of Miniopterus natalensis, 843 nucleotides long. The record is from RefSeq and is a predicted model, not a curated record. NCBI's taxonomy places the organism in Eukaryota, Metazoa, Chordata, Mammalia, Chiroptera, Miniopteridae.
AUGACCUCCAGGACCCCUGUGUGGGUUACAGCCUGCUUGUGUAACUCCGACGGCAACUCAAGACGCCCGCAGCGGGGUGUGAGAAGAAGGGGCAGGCCGCUCCCGGGCUGCCCACGACGGCGGCUGCUCGCUGACAUGAGGCAUCUUCUUCAGCACGUCGCCUGCUUCUUCGCCCUGUGCUCUACGGGCUUCUUGGUGGCAGCCACCUGGACAGACUGUUGGAUGGUGAAUGCCGAUGACUCCCUGGAGGUGAGCACAAAAUGCAGAGGCCUCUGGUGGGAGUGUGUCACAAAUGCUUUCGAUGGCAUUCGCACCUGCGAUGAGUACGAUUCUAUACUCGCGGAGCACCCCUUGAAGCUGGUCGUAACUCGGGCAUUGAUGAUUACUGCAGAUAUCCUAGCUGGGUUUGGAUUUAUCACCCUACUCCUUGGUCUGGACUGCGUGAAAUUCCUCCCUGAUGAGCCAUACAUCAAAGUCCGCCUCUGCUUUGUUGCUGGAACCACAUUACUAAUAGCAGGUGCCCCAGGAAUUAUCGGCUCUGUGUGGUAUGCUGUCGAUGUUUAUGUGGAACGUUCUUCUCUGAUUUUGCACAAUAUAUUUCUUGGCAUCCAAUAUAAAUUUGGUUGGUCCUGUUGGCUUGGAAUGGCUGGGUCUCUGGGUUGCUUUUUGGCUGGGGCUGUCCUCACAUGCUGCUUAUACCUCUUCAAAGACGUGGGACCUGGAAGGAACUACCCUUAUUCCGUGAGGAAGGCCUAUUCGAAUGCAGCUGUUUCCGUGGCCAAGUCCUACGUGGCCCCCCGGACAGAGACUGCCAAAAUGUAUGCUGUGGACACGAGGGUGUAG